AUGGCUCUUGGUCAGAAACUUGCUCUUGAAGACAAUGCUCAUUUUCCUGAUGUCACCUUGGAUCACAGCACCAUCGGUGCUCUCCAAUACUUAACUUUAACUCGGCUUGACAUAUCUUUCUCGGUUAAUAAGUUGAGCCAAUUUCUUAAGGCUCCUACACAACAUCAUUGGAGUGCUUGUAAACGUCUAUUGCGCUAUGUUAGUGGUACCCGCACUCUUGGUUUAUCUUUCCGACCUACUACCCCAUUUACACUUGAAGGCUUCUCGGAUUUGGAUUGGGCGUGUAAUGUUGAUGACAAAAGAUCUAUGACUGGUUAUUGUGUUUUUCUUGGUGGCAAUUUAGUAACUUGGAGUUCUCGCAAACAACAGGUCAUUGCAAGGUCCAAUACUGAAUCCAAGUAUCGGGCACUGGCUAGUGUUACUAUGGAAUUAAUUUGGAUAAAAUCUUUACUGGAUGAACUUCAAUUUCCAUUACAACAUCGUCCCAUAGCUUGGUGUGAAAACUUGGGUGCGCAUGCUCUUGCCCACAAUCCUAUUUAUCAUUCACGCACUAAACAUAUUGAGGUGGAUGUCCAUUUCAUCCGAGAAAAGAUUCUCCACCGUGCUCUUGAAGUUUGCUAUAUACCCUCUCAGGAACAACAAGCAGAAUUGUUUACUAAGUCUUUGUCUCUUUCUCAAUUUCAGUUUAAGUGUUCCAAGCUUUCACUUUCUUAUCCACCGUUCAAUUUGCGGGGGAUGUUGAACAACAAAACUAGUUGUACUAGUUUAUGUUUUUAG
Messenger RNA from Vitis vinifera (wine grape), 777 nucleotides. RefSeq names its product retrovirus-related Pol polyprotein from transposon RE2. Bases 1 to 777 code for a protein of 258 amino acids. The transcript has a single exon. Lineage: Eukaryota; Viridiplantae; Streptophyta; Magnoliopsida; Vitales; Vitaceae. The record is from RefSeq and is a predicted model, not a curated record.